AAGGCCCAAAUAACGAGGCAUGUGUGUGGUCCAGAAUGCAGGAGCAUCUGGACCCGGGAGCCGAAUUGCAUUUCCGGCGUGUCAUUCGCCAAAAAGACAAAAAGCAGGUGUGGUCGGCAGCUGAAAGGGGUCCAGUGGCCAGUGGCCAGUGGCUCGUCCGAGCCCAUCAUUCCCAGCGGAAAGCAAGCUGACCUGUGCAAAAGGUGGACUUUUCGGUCAUUCGGUGACCAGAAGCACCGAGCCGUUACACCCGGCCGGACGAGGAGUAAAAGCUCUCCCCCAUUCCAAACUUCAGACAUGGCCGAACACCAAGCCCCAAAAUCCCCAAAUUCCACUUCGCCCCAGUCGCCUGUAGUAAUAGCAACAAGAAGCUAGCAGAAGAAAUGGAGGGCGACGAGAUCUUUGCAAGCCUAGACUCGCUCUGGUUCCACUCCAGCGUCCUCCACCGGCGGCCGCGCUUCAAGCAGUGCUCCGAAGAGUUGAAGCCGCCCAGGAAGCAGGAUCAACAUCCCAAAUGCGUCGACGACGAGGUGACGCUGGGGGCGAGAAGAGCGGAUCCAGGAAGGAGGGCGCUCCAAGAGCGCAUCGAGACAUGGCAGGAGGAGCAGUGGCGGCAGCCGACGCUCGUCAUUGCGGCACCGCCACGGUGCUCGCCCGUCGGCGAUGGUGUCGCCAUGAAGGCUCAUCUCAGGUGAGUUUACAAGGCUUCUCUGACAGCGAAGUCGGCGCCAUAACUUUUCAAGACUUCAAGUUACGUCAUGUAAAUAAGUCUUUUCGAGCGGAUAAUGUUGCACAUGCAUAAUCUAGUAGAGUGGGAUUCCCCAUUGCUCCAAGCCACGGAGAUCGAGGGAGUCUGUACAACUGUUAUUCUUCUGACGACGCUCGAGUUUGAAGGUCAUCUAGCAUAUCAAAUUGUGGAAGCAUCCAAACUUCAUGAGUGAAUAAUCAAACUUGGGUCGACAAUAUUCACACCAAACGGACACGCAAGGAAUAAUUGAUGUACGUUCUAUGAUCUUUAUAGACUUAGUCCGAUGGCAAGAUAUGAUGAUCUUGUAUAAUUGUCCACUAAUUAUGUAAUACUUCCUCUGUAAACUAAUAUAAAAAUUAUUUAAAUUACUAUUUUAGUGAUCUAAAUGCUCUUGUAUUAGUUUAUGAAGGGAGUAGCUUUGUAAUAUGAUGGAUUCAUGGUGUCUUUUUUUCAUCUCCUUGAGAAGGUUGGAUUGUGAA
Triticum aestivum (bread wheat) is the source of this 1227-nucleotide messenger RNA. RefSeq lists its product as uncharacterized. The record is from RefSeq and is a predicted model, not a curated record. The transcript is spliced from 2 exons. NCBI's taxonomy places the organism in Eukaryota, Viridiplantae, Streptophyta, Magnoliopsida, Poales, Poaceae. The coding region runs from base 384 to 695 and encodes 103 amino acids.